This is a messenger RNA of Pimephales promelas (fathead minnow), 2846 nucleotides long. It is a transcript of the gene hck, whose product is annotated as HCK proto-oncogene, Src family tyrosine kinase. Gene Ontology annotation, molecular function: protein binding; protein tyrosine kinase activity; ATP binding. NCBI's taxonomy places the organism in Eukaryota, Metazoa, Chordata, Actinopteri, Cypriniformes, Leuciscidae. Gene Ontology annotation, biological process: protein phosphorylation. The record is from RefSeq and is a predicted model, not a curated record.
CUUGAGCUCACUCAGGACACGUCUGAUACCCUAAGCUUGUUGUCUACGCAGGCAUCUCAGUAGUAUUUGAGGCGCGGCCGCUAACUUCCUUUCGGACAGCAAGUGACAGCGCGACAGUGUCGGUCUCACUAACUGAGGCACUGAUGCGCAUCACUGAUGGAAUAGCCGGUGUGAAGCGACUCAUUUCUACAUCUCUUCAUUGGAGAAACUUUGUGAAUAAAGAAAAUACCUUUUGACUGGAUUGCGACUGAAGUGUGUCCUGUGUGGUGAACUCUUUAGGCCUCAACAUGGGCUGUGUGGGGACCAAACCGGACCCGGAUCCUAUUGGCAAAUCGAUGGGCAAUGAUGACAACCGCAACCUGACGACACAUUAUUCCAAAGACCCCACGACUGGGAAGGAUAGCAGAUUGCCUCCCAAACCAGGGAAUCCUGGAACAGAAACUUCUGAGAACAUUGCCAUAGCUCUGUAUGACUAUGAAGCAAUGCAUGAGGGUGACCUGGGCUUCAAGAAAGGAGACAGACUCAGAAUCCUUCUGGAGUCAGGUGAGUGGUGGAAAGCAGCGUCUCUCAGCAGUGGUCAAGAGGGCUUCAUCCCCAGUAACUAUGUUGCCAAAGAUACUCUGGAAACUGAAGAGUGGUUUUUUAAAGGUGUCAGCAGAAAGGAUGCAGAGAGACAGUUGCUGGCCUCUGGAAACAAGACAGGAUCCUUUAUGAUCAGAGACAGUGAGACCACCCAAGGAAGCUACUCUCUGUCUGUCAAAGACUGCGACCCUCAAUCUGGAGACGCCUGCAAGCAUUAUAAGAUCCGCACACUGGAUAAUGGCGGUUUCUAUAUCUCCCCACGCAUCACCUUCAACACCCUGCAGGAUCUGGUUGCCCACUACAAGAAGCAGAGCGAUGGGCUGUGCCAAUGUCUCACCACUCCCUGUCUGAGUCCCAAACCUCAGAAACCUUGGGAGAAAGAUGCCUGGGAGAUCCCACGCGAGUCCCUGAAACUGGAUAAACGUCUGGGAGCCGGCCAGUUUGGUGAAGUCUGGUUGGCAACAUACAACAAGCACACAAAAGUGGCAGUGAAGACUAUGAAGCCUGGCAGUAUGUCUGUGGAAGCUUUCCUCAUGGAGGCCAACUUAAUGAAAUCCCUCCAGCACGACAAACUGGUCCGUCUCAACGCUGUGGUCACCAAAGAAGAGCCCAUAUACAUCAUUACAGAGUUCAUGGAGAAAGGCAGUUUACUGGACUUUAUUAAAAGCGAUGAAGGGAAUCGUGUCCAGUUGCCCAAGCUGAUUGACUUCUCAGCUCAGAUAGCAGAAGGCAUGGCUUACAUUGAGCAGAGAAACUACAUUCACAGAGACCUUCGUGCUGCCAACAUCCUGGUCAACAAGAGUUUAGUGUGUAAAAUCGCUGAUUUUGGACUGGCCCGUAUCAUAGAGGACAACGAAUACACUGCGAGAGAAGGUGCUAAGUUCCCUAUAAAGUGGACCGCUCCGGAGGCCAUAAACUAUGGUUCCUUCACCAUUAAAUCAGAUGUGUGGUCCUUUGGUAUUCUGCUCACUGAAAUCAACAGCUAUGGUCGCACACCGUACCCAGGUAUGACAAAUCCAGAGGUGAUCCGUGCUCUGGAGAGAGGAUACCGUAUGCAGCGUCUGGACUCCUGCCCUCAGGAGCUCUACGACAUCAUGCUGGAGUGCUGGAAGAACAAGCCGGAGGACAGGCCCACCUUUGAGUACCUGCAGAGUGUACUGGAGGACUUUUACACGGCCACUGAGAGCCAGUAUCAGCAACAGCCUUGAGACACACACACACACACACACUUUGUCAUGACAUCUUGCAUAAAUCCCUCAUAUCAGGAGCUUUCAAAGAAAUGUAGACAUAUAUAUCAUAUCCCUCCCAACCCGUUGACUUUAUACAUAUGUGAAAUGUUAUUGUCUGUUAUUUAAAUGACAUGUAAAUUAAUAUAAUUUCAAAAUCUCAUUGCAGUUUUAUUCCUAUCACGCAGAGCCCUUUGCCUUACUCUGCGUGUUGCACAACAAAAGCUAUAUGAAGUUAUUAUUUUAAUAUAAAACCAUUUUUCUGAUUUAUUUGUAAAAACCUUAUGUCUGAUGUAUUUUAAAACUAUUUGUUUAUGCGUAUUGCCAUUGAGAAUACACAUUAAGGGCAUUCAAAUAUAUUGUAGUUUUGAUUGUUUAUGAGAAGAUUAAUUCUAAAACUUCAACCUACAUUAGGUUUCAAAUAAGUUAUUCUGGAUUAUUAAAUGUAUAGAAAUAUAUUUGUCCAGCAAAAGGAUAUUGAAUCGAUUUUGAAUCAUUGCUCCAAACAUUUUAGAAAAACAUCUAUGCUUAAGGUAGUUAUGAAUAUCUCUUUAGCCCUGAUUUAAAAAGUACAGUUUGAACUUGUAUUAAAGGUCUUUGUGUAUUGUGAUUGUAUGCAUUUGUAAAUUAUGCUUGGUUUUUGAGAUUUUUAGGUUGCUUUGGUACUUUUACAAGCUUGAAGCUAUUCAAUUUAAUGUUUGAUAUGUGUCUUGCUUUCACGUCUUUGGUUUUGUUGAUAUUUGUUUGAACUUUUGUGCAAUAAUAGAAUAGGAAAUGUAACAGUCUUUUAUUUCAUUCGGUUUUCCUGCAAGCGGAUUGAGGCACCUCAUUUGUUGCUUCAUUAACAUUAAUCUCAUUUGUAUAAAAAUAAAAUAAAAAUGAUGCUGAUUAUGCAGAUGAUUUUCAAUAUACUUUACCCUGAUGUAAUGGCUUCUGCAGAGUUCCCCAUAAAAAGGAGCAAAAUGAUCCUGUUGCUAUUUUUGUAUGUUGUUACAAAUACAAUUAGUCCACAAAACAAAUAAAUGUAUUUAAUUUUGA